AUGGCAGCACUUAAUCAAGCGCUCGUGCUGGCCCUUGAAAGCAACCCGAAGGAGUCCUAUGUGGUGGCCGCUGAAACCUUGCUGCGCCUGCUGGACAACAUCAUACGCGAGCCGCAAAACGCCAAGUAUCGCACAGUGCGGCUAGAUAAUCCUGCAAUUAGGGACAAGCUGCUGUCGGUGGAGGGUAUGAAGCAGCUGAUGUUGGCAAUCGGUUUUAUCGAAUCCAACGGAACGCUCACCGUACCAUCGAACGUACUGCUGGCAAACGUGCGAAGGUAUCGGGAAUUUAUUAACGAACGAAAGGAGCUGAUCAAAAAUCCCCCUAAACCGAAGGUUUCGGUCGCUAGUAUCAUCAAUAGUACACCUCUCGCGCAAUCGACGGUGAGUACUAACCCAAGUACGAUGUUGCUACCAACGGGAAGCACCGCAGCAGAAAAGCGAAAAGAAACGGACGCAACCGUCACGAUUAAAGUCAGCCGGCCGUUUCUGGCUCGGAUCGAGUUCCCACGGGUUAUACAAGGCAAUAACGCACUUCUGCACCAACUGGAGCUACUCUCCGAUCAAGUGAUGCAAUAUGAGGAUGAGCUGCUGUUGGCCAGCGGAAAAAGCAUGGUACCGAUCGAUACACUGACGUCGAAAGCGAAAAGCAAAUUGGCCCAAUGGAGACAGCUGCUCAGCGGAACAAAUACUACCACCGGUGAGCAGCAGGAACCGAGCGAAGAGGACAUACUGCUGGAAGAGCUAACGGCGUGGUUUCGGGCAGAUUUUUUCGUCUGGGUCAACGCGCUACCCUGCACAGUUUGUGGAAAUGAGAAAACGCAGCUCGUUCAGAGCACCGUCGAGGACGGUGUGCGCGUGGAGGUGUACCGGUGUUGCGGUCAGUUGCGCCACUUCUACCGAUACAACGACGUGGAGAAGCUUCUGCAGACUCGGAGAGGCCGCUGUGGUGAAUGGGCCAACUGCUUCACAUUCCUGUGCCGUUGCCUGGGCUAUGAUGCACGGUACGUGUUCUCCACCGGUGACCACGUGUGGACGGAAGUGUGGUCCGAGCGACGGCAACGCUGGAUCCACGUGGAUCCCUGUGAGAACGUGUUGGACGCUCCGCUAAUGUACGAGCAUGGGUGGAGAAAGGAGAUCACGCACGUGUUCGCUUUCUCACGCGACGACGUACAGGACGUCAGUUGGCGAUACUCCAACGACCACCAGAAACUGCUCCAGCGGCGACAGCAACGCGGAUCUUGCACCGAGCGCGCUCUGUACGAUGCUAUCGGGAAGUUGCGAACCAAGCGGCGAAACUUUUCUAAAUGCACUGCAGAAAGGCAAGCUUUCCUGCGUAAGCGCACCGUCGACGAAUGUCUGGAGCUUUUGAGUAACUCGCGCAGAGUUCCGACGGCCGCGGAACGCGAGGGUCGCAGCUCUGGUAGUCUCGAGUGGCGGUUGCAACGUGGCGAACAGCAGAUCAACACUCGGUACAUGUUCAUUCCAACGGAUGAGGAGGUGCAUGCGAAGCAGUUCAACAUUCGAUAUUGCUGUGCUACGGAUUGCUACGAGCGGUUUUUGAAGGGUGCGAGCAAUCGGGUGAAUGAACGCAUUACGGAAAAGUCUAAUGGCUGGGAAAGCCGUCAAUACCUAAGUAGAAAUAUAUUCCGUAAGGAAGAGCACGACUGGAAGAUGGUGUACCUAGCGCGAACGGAGGGAACUGAUGAGGCAACGAUUGAAUGGAACUUUGAUUUUUCCGUGCAGGGAUUGCGCGUGAAGCAGAUUGAGCUGCGGUUCGGUCAGGAAACGUACGAUGGAGCAAAAGUGGACCUGUACUACAUCAAAAGUGACGGUUCCCAGUCGCAGGCCUUAUCUUCCCUUUGCGAAUGCGGUAAGUUCACGUUGCAGGCUCGCUUGUCUGGGGGUAAGUCGUGGCAACACGCACAACUAUUCCGGCAGUCGAAAUCCGCCACCGACGAGUAUCCGUUCGAGAUGAACAUUGUGUUGAUGUAGAAACGCCUCCGUAUCGACGACGUUCCAUUUAGUCGGGAUAACAAAAAGGGCCGGUAGUCCUGCUCCGACGAGCGAAACGAUAAUAACCAAUGCAAUACGCGUUUUUUUACACGUUAAGAACACAAGCACCAAUAUGAUCGUGAUUCGCGCGAUCGGUUAAACUAGUCUCACUUUAUAUAUAUAUAUAUAUAUAUAUCGAACGCAGUCGCCGUUGAAAGCGACUCAGUAAUAAAUAAUUUACUCAUGCAGUAAGU
Messenger RNA from Anopheles nili, 2246 nucleotides. It is a transcript of the gene Pngl, whose product is annotated as peptide-N(4)-(N-acetyl-beta-glucosaminyl)asparagine amidase. Lineage: Eukaryota; Metazoa; Arthropoda; Insecta; Diptera; Culicidae. Gene Ontology annotation, biological process: protein quality control for misfolded or incompletely synthesized proteins; protein deglycosylation; glycoprotein catabolic process. The coding region runs from base 1 to 1992 and encodes 663 amino acids. Gene Ontology annotation, molecular function: peptide-N4-(N-acetyl-beta-glucosaminyl)asparagine amidase activity. Gene Ontology annotation, cellular component: cytosol; cytoplasm; nucleus. The transcript is spliced from 4 exons. The record is from RefSeq and is a predicted model, not a curated record.